Coregonus sp. 'balchen' is the source of this 10272-nucleotide messenger RNA. Lineage: Eukaryota; Metazoa; Chordata; Actinopteri; Salmoniformes; Salmonidae. The record is from the annotation of a GenBank genome assembly.
AUGAGACCAUGUUGUAACAGCACACACCUGUACGCCAGUGACCACCUCAUCGUCCGCAGGGGCCAGGAGUUCCAGCUCAAAGUGUCCUUUGACCAUCCUUACAAACCCUCCGAUGACCAGUUCGCUGUGGAGUUUGUCAUUGGUGAGAUAAACAAAUCCCCACCUAAAAAGCUUCCCAGGAUAAAAAAUAUCUGACUCUGUAUCCAUAGUUCCCUGUUUAGAAGCAGUACAAAAAGUAAUGCCAUGAAAGAAAUGUACACUGGUAAAUGCUCCUGCCAUUUUUUAUGUAACAGCUUGAAACAUAAUCAAACUAAGGAGGGAUUCAACAGAGUGAAUGUAGUACUGUAUCUAUCUUUCUUUCUUGAAUCAGUGGUUAGGUCUACCAUAGCUCUAGUCCAGGGUGUUACCAUAGCUCUAGUCCAGGGUGUUACCAUAGCUCUAGUCCAGGGUGUUACCAUAGCUCUAGUCCAGGGUCUUACCGUAGCUCUAGUCCAGGGUGUUACCAUAGCUUUAGUCCAGGGUGUUACCAUAGCUCUAGUCCAGGGUGUUACCAUAGCUCUAGUCCAGGGUGUUACCAUAGCUCUAGUCCAGGAUCUUACCGUAGCUCUAGUCCAGGGUGUUACCAUAGCUCUAGUCCAGGGUGUUACUAUAGCCCUAGUCCAGGAUGUUACCAUAGCUCUAGUCCAGGAUGUUACCAUAGCUCUAGUCCAGGGUUUUACCAAAAGCUCUAGUCCAAGGUGUUACCAUAGCUCUAGUCCAGGAUGUUACUAUAGCUCUAGUCCAGGAUGUUACCAUAGCUCUAGUCCAUGGUGUUACUAUAGCUCUAGUCUUUUUAGUCCAGGAUGUUUAUAUAGCUCUAGUCCAGGAUGUUACCAUAGCUCUAGUCCAUAGCUCUAGUCCAGGGUGUUACCGUAGCUCUAGUCCAGGAUGUUACUAUAGCUCUAGUCCAGGAUGUUACCAUAGCUCUAGUCCAGGGUGUCACCAUAGCUCUAGUCCAGGAUGUUACCAUAGCUCUAGUCCAGGGUGUUACCAUAUCUCUAGUCCAGGGUGUUACUAUAGCUCUAGUCCAGGAUUUUACCAUAGCUCUAGUCCAUAGCUCUAGUCCAGGAUGUUACCAUAGCUCUAGUCCAGGAUUUCACUAUAGCUCUUGUCCAGGAUGUUACCAUAGCUCUAGUCCAGGGUGUUACCAUAGCUCUAGUCCAGGGUGUUACUAUAGCUCUAGUCCAGGAUGUUACCAUAGCUCUAGUCCAGGGUGUCACCAUAGCUCUAGUCCAGGAUGUUACCAUAGCUCUAGUCCAGGGUGUUACCAUAUCUCUAGUCCAGGGUGUUACUAUAGCUCUAGUCCAGGAUUUUACCAUAGCUCUAGUCCAUAGCUCUAGUCCAGGAUGUUACCAUAGCUCUAGUCCAGGAUUUCACUAUAGCUCUUGUCCAGGAUGUUACCAUAGCUCUAGUCCAGGGUUUUACCAUAGCUCUAGUCCAGGAUGUUACUAUAGCUCUAGUCCAGGAUGUUGCCAUAGCUCUAGUCCAGGGUUUUACCAUAGCUCUAGUCCAGGAUGUUACUAUAGCUCUUGUCCAGGAUGUUACCAUAGCUCUAGUCCAGGGUGUUACCAUAGCUCUAGUCCAGGAUGUUACCAUAGCUCUAGUCCAUAACUCUAGUCCAGGGUGUUACUAUAGCUCUAGUCCAGGAUGUUGCCAUAGCUCUAGUCCAGGGUUUUACCAUAGCUCUAGUCCAGGAUGUUUCUACAGCUCUAGUCCAGGAUGUUACCAUAGCUCUAGUCCAUAGCUCUAGUCCAUGGUGUUACCAUAGCUCUAGUCCAGGAUGUUACUAUAGCUCUAGUCCAGGAUGUUACCAUAGCUCUAGUCCAUGGUGUUACUAUAGCUCUAGUCCAGGAUGUUAGUAUAGCUCUAGUCCAGGAUGUUACCAUAGCUCUAGUCCAGGGUUUUACCAUAGCUCUAGUCCAUGGUGUUACCAUAGCUCUAGUCCAGGAUGUUACUAUAGCUCUAGUCCAUGGUGUUACUAUAGCUCUAGUCCAGGAUGUUACCAUAGCUCUAGUCCAUGGUGUUACUAUAGCUCUAGUCCAGGAUGUUUCUAUAGCUCUAGACCAGGAUGUCACCAUAGCUCUAGUCCAUAGCUCUAGUCCAGGGUGUUACCAUAGCUCUAGUCCAGGAUGUUACCAUAGCUCUAGUCCAUAGCUCUAGUCCAGGGUGUUACCAUAGCUCUAGUCCAGGAUGUUACUAUAGCUCUAGUCCAGGAUGUUACCAUAGCUCUAGUCCAUGGUGUUACUAUAGCUCUAGUCCAGGAUGUUACUAUAGCUCUAGUCCAGGAUGUUACCAUAGCUCUAGUCCAGGGUGUUACCAUAGCUCUAGUCCAGAAUGUUACCAUAGCUCUAGUCCAGGGUGUUACCAUAUCUCUAGUCCAGGGUGUUACUAUAGCUCUAGUCCAGGAUUUUACCAUAGCUCUAGUCCAUAGCUCUAGUCCAGGAUGUUACCAUAGCUCUAGUCCAGGAUGUUACUAUAGGGCUAGUCCAGGGUGUUACCAUAUGUUUAGUCCAGGGUUUUACCAUAGCUCUAGUCCAAGAUGUUACCAUAGCUCUAGUCCAUGGUGUUACUAUAUCUCUAGUCCAGGAUGUUACCAUAGCUCUAGUCCAUAACUCUAGUCCAGGGUGUUACUAUAGCUCUAGUCCAGGAUGUUGCCAUAGCUCUAGUCCAGGGUUUUACCAUAGCUCUAGUCCAGGAUGUUACUAUAGCUCUUGUCCAGGAUGUUACCAUAGCUCUAGUCCAGGGUGUUACCAUAGCUCUAGUCCAGGAUGUUACUAUAGCUCUAGUCCAGGAUGUUACCAUAGCUCUAGUCCAUAACUCUAGUCCAGGGUGUUACUAUAGCUCUAGUCCAGGAUGUUGCCAUAGCUCUAGUCCAGGGUUUUACCAUAGCUCUAGUCCAGGAUGUUUCUACAGCUCUAGUCCAGGAUGUUACCAUAGCUCUAGUCCAUAGCUCUAGUCCAUGGUGUUACCAUAGCUCUAGUCCAGGAUGUUACCAUAGCUCUAGUCCAUGGUGUUACUAUAGCUCUAGUCCAGGAUGUUACUAUAGCUCUAGUCCAGGAUGUUACCAUAGCUCUAGUCCAGGGUUUUACCAUAGCUCUAGUCCAUGGUGUUACCAUAGCUCUAGUCCAGGAUGUUACUAUAGCUCUAGUCCAGGAUGUUACCAUAGCUCUAGUCCAUGGUGUUACUAUAGCUCUAGUCCAGGAUGUUUCUAUAGCUCUAGACCAGGAUGUCACCAUAGCUCUAGUCCAUAGCUCUAGUCCAGGGUGUUACCAUAGCUCUAGUCCAGGAUGUUACCAUAGCUCUAGUCCAUAGCUCUAGUCCAGGGUGUUACCAUAGCUCUAGUCCAGGAUGUUACUAUAGCUCUAGUCCAGGAUGUCACCAUAGCUCUAGUCCAUGGUGUUACUAUAGCUCUAGUCCAGGAUGUUACUAUAGCUCUAGUCCAGGAUGUUACCAUAGCUCUAGUCCAGGGUGUUACCAUAGCUCUAGUCCAGAAUGUUACCAUAGCUCUAGUCCAGGGUGUUACCAUAUCUCUAGUCCAGGGUGUUACUAUAGCUCUAGUCCAGGAUUUUACCAUAGCUCUAGUCCAUAGCUCUAGUCCAGGAUGUUACCAUAGCUCUAGUCCAGGAUGUUACUAUAGGGCUAGUCCAGGGUGUUACCAUAGGUUUAGUCCAGGGUGUUAAUGCGAAGGCUCGGUGUAAGGUGAAGUUGCUGAUCUGGGGUCAGUUUUGCAUACUCCCCACUAAUGGUUAAAGGUCCAAAGCAGCCGUUUGUAGCUCAAUAUCAAAUCAUUUCUGGGUAACAAUUAAAUACCAUACUAUGAUCGUUUUCAAUUAAAAUGGUCAAUAAGAAACAAAAAUAGCUGCUCAGUAAAGAGCAAUUUCUCAAGCAAGAAUAUUGCUAGGACUGUCUGGGAGUGGAUUGAGUGGGGAGGGGAAAACUGAAAUUGAGCUGUUAUUGGCGGAGAAGUUUGGAACUCUCUUUCUUAGUGGUCUAUUAACUAAUUUAACACCUGGUGAUGCCACCAUGUAAGGCCAAAACUCCAUCCCAGCAAAAUUGGCAGAAAUUUCAGGGGGUCUUUUCAAACAGCUCUUACACUAAAAGGGCAUUAUCAUCAUUUUCACAAUUUCACAGUAUUAUUCCAACCUCAUAGUAUGGAAAUAUAUAUAAAACACAGGAAAUCAAGUUUUGGACUGCACUGGGCCUUUAAGGCUACGAUUGGGGAAGAGGGAGCUGAUCCUAGAUGAAACUUCACCCCGGAGCGGAAGGCUCAGUGUUAGCAAGCUAGCAAGACAUGUCAUUCCUCUUGUUCCUCCAAUCCACCAGGGGGCAGUACCCAGUUUAGUAAGGGCACCUACAUCCUUGUGUCUGCGGCCAAGGACCGCCAGAGCCCGUGGGCCGGCCGGGUGGUGGACAGCACCGACAAUGUAGUCACAGUGGGCAUCACCCCUGCGCCAGACUGCAUUGUGGGAAAGUGGCGCACGUACGUGGCGGUGGUGACGCCCUACGGAAUCCGCAGGACCAGGAGGGAUGAGAGUCGAGACCUCUACGUCCUCUUCAACCUCUACGUCCCACAUCAGUUGUUGUGCUGAUUGAUUUAUUGAAUGAUUGAUUGAUUGGGAUUGAUUGAUCAAGCUACCUCUAUCUUGUUUAAAAACAUACAUUCUGAUCAUAGAAUGUAGAAUUCCAUUCUAAUGUUCUGUUUUCCUUCCACCAGCUGAUUCUGUGUUCCUGGAUGAUGACGAGGAGAGGGAGGAGUGUGUUCUCAACGAGGUGGGGGUCAUCUACCAUGGGGCAUAUGACCACGUGUCUGAGCGGCCCUGGAACUUUGAUCAGGUACAUAUCAUUUUACAUUGUUUGGACAAUAUUUAAAACACAUCAUUUCAUAGUGCACUGUGUACUAUGUCUCUUAAUUAAGCUAUGCUGUAUCGUGAAUAUAGUCACAGAUAAAUGGGGUUGGUUGGCCCGACGUGCAACAGAGAUUUUCCACACGUAUUGCUUUGAAUACAAAGACUGACUACAAAACCCUCAUACACAUAUUUACAAGUGAAUCCUCAAUUUUAAACGUUGCUUGUUGCAGUUUGACUAUGGGGUGCUGGAUACCUGUCUGUUCAUCAUGGAUAAAGCUGCCAUGCCCAUCACCAACCGGGGCGACGCCAUCAAAGUAGCCCGGAAGGCCUCAGCCAUGGUGAGGGUUACCACCAGUCAAUGAAACACAGAGAACCCAUUCAGAUAGCAACAUUCUUACAACCUUUUCACAUAGUAGAUUUAUAAGUAAAACUCAAUGGAGGCAUACGUAGAAGACAGAUUUAUACAGAAGACAGAUUUAUACAAAAGACAGAUUUGUACAGAAGACAGAUUUAUACAGAAGACAGAUUUGUACAGAAGACAGAUUUAUACAGAAGGUACAGAUUUAUACAGAAGGUACAGAUUUAUACAGAAGGUACAGAUUUAUACAGAAGACAGAUUUAUACAGAAGACAGAUUUGAACUUGCAACUCAAUGUAGGCUUUUAAAAGGUGCACUACUUUUGACCAUGGCCAAUAAAGCUCUGGUUAAAGAAGUGCACUAUAAAGGGAAUUGGGUGCCAUUUAGGACGCAAACUACAGCAUUUUCGCCUCUCUUUCUCCCAGCUGAACUCUCAUGAAGACAACGGGGUGCUGGUGGGGAACUGGAGCGGUGAUUACACCUACGAAGUGGCACCCACUUCAUGGACAGGAAGUACUGAGAUCCUCCUCAACUACUACAGCAGCAAGAUGCCCGUCUGCUACGCCCAGUGCUGGGUCUAUGCUGCCGUCCUCAACACCUGUGAGACCCGCAACACUACCAUUCAUCCCUUAGUACAAUGUUUUCCAAUCCAGUGUUUUCCAAGCCAUUCAUACUAAGGUAAUGUCUCCCAAUCCUGGACAUGUGGACCCAAAGGUGUGCACAUUUUUGUUUUUGCAACUAGCACUAAGACACCUGAUUCUAAACAAAGGCUUGAUGAUGAGAUGAUUAGUUGAAUCAGGUGUAUUAGUACUAGAGCAAAAACAAAAAUGUGCACUCCUUUGGGUCUCCAGGACCAGGAUUGGGAGACAUUGCCUUAAUAUGAAUGGCUAUACCACCCAGUAAUAGAGAAUGAAGAGUGUUCUAUAUUGUGUUAGAAUACGGGUGGGUGGGGUGCAGUAGUAGUCUACGGUUUGAAUUGCCAAGCUGUUGCUGUUUAGUUUAUUGUCACAAACAUAAUUUUAUCUACUUAUUCCCCUCUUUGAUGUGCAGAAUUCCUUAUAUUUUUUUGUAUUUGCUGAUUAAAUCAUUUUCCUUCCCUUCCCCCUCCCCAGUCCUGCGCUGUCUGGGCAUCCCCAUCAAGGUUGUCACCAACUUCUACUCUGCCCACGACAACGAUGGCAACCUGAAGACUGAUGUUAUCUUGGAUGAGAAUAGGAGAAUUGACAAGCACCGCACCAAGGACUCCAUCUGGUAGAACUGAUUCAGAGUGACAGACGAUGUUUCUGCGCUGAACUAGGUUGAAUAUUUGCUUAAUGAAUACUACAACUCCCUUCAGCACCGCAUCCCACAUAGUUCGAUUUUAUUAUUCUCGUGAAUGAUUAGAUUUCUCUCUAGAGAAACGGCACGUUGGGGGGGUUAAUCGCUCAGCACUACUUAAUUUGGUAGAACUGAUUCAGUGACAGACAAUGCUUGAAAUCACCUUCUGAUUUGAAUUGACCAUUUAAAAACACAAUUCAUCGACGAGAGUGCAUACACUGCAUUUAAAAUCAUUGGAUGUUACAGUGAAGUGAUGGGAUGGUUGUGUUACCAUAGGAACUACCAUUGCUGGAACGAGUGCUACAUGAGCAGGCCAGACCUUCCUCAAGGGUUUGGGGGCUGGCAGGCUGUGGAUGCUACACCCCAGGAGACCAGCGAUGGUAAGGUGUUCCCAAGUACACCCACGUGCGCACACACACAUGCACGAGUACACUUGUACUGACCGUGUUAGAAUUUUUAUAUCACCAUGUUCUAAAAUUGCUACACUUUGUUCGAUAAUUUAAGAGGUAAUAGCUAUGUUAUACUGUACUAGCUGUACUACUACUUAUUUGUAAUAAAAUACCUAAUGUGUCUUUCUAUAGGGAUGUACAGGUGUGGCCCAGCAUCCGUCCAGGCCAUCAAACACGGACAGAUCUGCUUCCCGUUCGACGCACCAUUCGUGUUUGCUGAGGUAAAGACUAUAACGAUGAGCCACCCUAGUGGAGCAGUACACUAACUGCACAGGACAGUAUACUAAAUGUUUCAACCCCUACUGGCCACUUACCAAGAAAGCUAAUUUCUAGUUUGCAUCAGUUUGAAUCAGUGAACUCUCAGUCUAACAGUGAAUAUACAGUACCUAUACACAUUUUGGUAAUAUAUAUGGUUAAAUAUAUGGUAAUACAUAUGGUAAUAUAUAUGGUUAUAUACAGUGCCUUCGGAAAGUAUUCAGACCCCUUGACUUUUCCACAUUUUGUUACGUUACAGCCUUAUUCUAAAAUGGAUUAAAUAUUAUUUUUUUCAUCAAUCUAAAAACAAUACCACAUAAUGACAAAGCAACAUCUGAUUUCUAUAUAUAUACAUUUUUUGCAAAUUAUAAAACAUAAAAAACUGAAAUGUCACAUUUACAUAAGUAUUCAGACCCUUUACUCAGUACUUUGUUGAAGCACCUUUGGCAGAGAUUACAGCCUCGAGUCAUCUUGGGUAUGACGCUACAAGCUUGGCACAGCUGUAUUUGGGGAGUUUCUCCAAUUUCUCUCUGCAGAUCCUCUCAAGCGCUGUCAGGUUGGAUGGUGAGCGUCGCUGCACAGCUAUUUUCAGGUCUCUCCAGAGAUGUUCGAUCGGGUUCAAGUCCGGGCUCUAGCUGGGCCACUCAAGGACAUUCAGAGACUUUUCCGAAGCCACUUCUGCGUUGUCUUGGCUGUGUACUUAGGGUCGUUGUCCUGUUGGAAGGUGAACUUUCGCCCCAGUCUGAGGUCCUGAGCACUCUGGAGCUCUGGAGUACUUUACUCCGUUCAUCUUUGCCUCAAUCCUGACUAGUCUCCCAGUCCCUGCCGCUGAAAAACAUCACCACAGCAUAAUGCUGCCACCACCAUGCUUCACUGUAGGGAUGGUGCCAGGUUCCUCCUGAAGUGACGCUUGGCAUUCAGGCCAAAGAGUUCAAUCUUGGUUUCAUCAGACCAGAGAAUCUUGUUUCUCAUGGUCUGAGAGUCUUUAGGUGCCUUUUGGCAAACUCCAAGCGGCCUGUCAUGUGCCUUUUACUGAGGAGUGGCUUCCGUCCGGCCACUCUAGGUCUGAUUGGUGGAGUGCUGCAGAGAUGGUUGUCCUUCUGGAAGGUUCUCCCAUCUCCACAGAGGAAGUCUAGAGCUCUGUCAGAGUGACUAUCGGGUUCUUGGUCACCUCCCUGACCAAGGCCCUUCUCCCCCGAUUGCUCAGUUUGGCCGGGUGGCCAGCUCUUGGAAGACUCUUGGUGGUUCCAAACUUCUUCCAUUUAAGAAUGAUGGAGGCCACUGUGUUCUUGGGGACCUUCGAUGCUGCAGACAUUUUUUGGUACUCUUCCCCAGAUCUGUGCCUCGACACAAUCCUGUCUCGGCGCUCUACGGACAAUUCCUUCAAUCUCAUGGCUUGGAUUUUGCUCUAACAUGCACUGUCAACUGUGGGACCUUAUAUAGACAGGUGUGUGCCUUUCCAAAUCAUGUCCGAUCAAUUGAAUUUACCACAGGUGGACUCCAAUCAAGUUGUAGAAACAUCUCAAGGAUGAUCAAUGGAAACAGGAUGCACCUGAGCUCAAUUUCGAGUCUCAUAGCAAAGGAAAGGGUCUGAAUACUUGUAAAUAAAGUGUUUUUUAUUUUUAAUAUAUUUGCAAAAGAUUCUAAAAACCAGUCUGCGCUUUGUCAUUAUGGGGUAUUGUGUGUAGAUUGAGGGGGAAAAAAUAUGGCUGAGACAUAACAAAAUGUGGAAAAAUUGAAGGGGUCUGAAUACUUUCCGAAUGCAUUGUAUAUGACCAUGUAUUACAUUAUUACAUAUAUGACCAAAUAUAUGACUAAAUAUAUGACCAAAUAUAUGACUAAUUGACUAAUUACUGGUGUUUUACAUGAUGAACCUGUCCCAUUCGUCCUGUGCUGUAGGUGAACAGUGAUGUGGUGUUCUACUCACGGAACCCCAGAGACGGAACCCUGGAGCCUGUCAGGGUCAACAGCAGCCAUGUUGGCAGGAUGGUGGUGACCAAAGUGCCCGGCCAGGACGCUCGCCGUGACAUCACUGAUCAGUACAAGUUCCCUGAGGGUAGGAGAAGAGGGAUGGAGGGAGAAUCACAGAGCAAACACUUAAAGGGCCGGUUUCCCAGACAUGGAUUGAGCCUAUAGUCCUGGAAUAAAAGGGAUGCUAUAUCGAGAAUAUCCAUUGGAAGUGUUUUAAAGUCCAGAACUAGGUUUCAUCUGUGUCUGGAAAACCGGCCCAAAAAGUGUCAGUCUGUGUCAGUUCCUGCUCACUCCUCUGUGUCAUAAAAAGUAGUAACUCCCCACCAUAUCUGACUUUCCAUCACGUGAAUCUUACCCCCUAAAGAAGAUAACAAAAUGUAAAAAGAAGAGGUUUUGUCUCUUUGUAAAUGGGGUACCAACACUCUAGAAACUCAGAUUUUACUUCUGAGAGAGACCUAAUAAUCUCUCCCUCUCGUCUGUGGUGUCCCACAUCAACAGGUAGUCCUGAGGAGCGCACGGUGCUGGAGAAGGCAGAGGAGUACGGCUGUCACCGUGAGAAGGCCACCCCUCCGGAGGCUGACGUGGAGCUGGACAUGCCCCUGAUCGAGGUGAGGGUGUGGGACGACUUUGAGCUGAAGCUGGAGUUCAACAACACGAGUGACCAGGUGCGUACUGUGGACGUGUACAUCAGUGGCAACGUGGUGUAUUACACUGAAGUCACCAGCUCUGAGUUCCUCUUCAAGACCCCUAGAGUGAUUCUGGAUCCCAAGAAAGGUAGGCGGGUUGAGGGAGGAGGAGGGGCUGAGGAGGGUGUGUGUGUGUGUGUGUGUCCGUCCGUUUGUGUAAGGGGGUGCAUGUAAGAUCAACAUUCUCUCUACUAGCAGCAAGCUAGUUGCUCUACCAUAUUUCUAAAGCUGGAGCCACAGAAAAUACAUGAAAAUGAAAAUAAAACUCAACGAGACAAAGCAUAUCCUAAGUCAUCCCUGUGUGUUUUCCCAGCUGAGAAGCAGGUGAUGGAGGUGCGUUCCCAGGAAUAA